Pectinophora gossypiella (pink bollworm) is the source of this 1617-nucleotide messenger RNA. It is a transcript of the gene Ids, whose product is annotated as iduronate 2-sulfatase. The transcript has 4 exons. Gene Ontology annotation, molecular function: iduronate-2-sulfatase activity. The record is from RefSeq and is a predicted model, not a curated record. The coding region runs from base 22 to 1539 and encodes 505 amino acids. Lineage: Eukaryota; Metazoa; Arthropoda; Insecta; Lepidoptera; Gelechiidae.
CAUUACGUUAAUUAUCUAAACAUGUAUUUAUUCUAUGUCACUAUUUUAAUCGUAAUCAAUAUAAAUGGAAGUGAAACAAAACUGAAUCGCAAUGUUUUGUUUAUCUUUGUUGACGAUUUGCGACCUCUGGUGGACGAAAACAUAAACUUGCCAAAUAUUCAAAAUAUGGCGGCAAAUGGCAUUAGUUUCGAAAACGCAUUUGCUCAACAAGCGUUGUGUGCGCCAAGCAGAAAUUCCAUACUGACAGGUCGUCGACCCGAUGCGUUGCACCUAUACGAUUUUUACAGUUACUGGCGGACUUUCAUUGGAAAUUUCACAACAUUACCUCAAUACUUUAAACAAAAUGGCUAUGAAACUUACUCUAUUGGUAAAGUGUUCCAUCCUGGCCAAAGUUCUAACUUCAAUGACGACUACCCGUACAGUUGGUCGCACGUUCCUUACCAUCCUCCUACAGAUAAAUAUAAGGAAGCGGCAGUGUGUAAAGAUCGAAGAACACAAAGAAUGCAGAAGAAUCUCAUAUGUCCCGUAAAAGUAUCAAAACAGCCAGGCAAGUCAUUGCCAGAUUUGCAGUCUAUAGAUUACGCUAUUGAAAUACUGAAGAGGACCAGUAACAGUACUAAGCCAUUGUUCAUAGCUGUUGGAUUCCAUAAACCUCAUAUACCUUUGAAAUUCCCUAGGAAGUACUUAGACCAAGUCCCGAUAGAGCAAGUUCGACUUCCGAAGUACCCACACAAACCAGCUGCAAUGCCUCUAGUAGCAUGGCAUCCAUGGACUGAUGUUCGCCAGAGAGAUGAUAUUAAAAGCCUUAACAUAGACUUUCCAAUGGGCACCAUGCCCAAGAAAUGGACUUUGAAAAUAAGACAAAGUUACUAUGCAGCUGCACUAUAUAUUGACGAUUUAAUUGGAAAACUCUUAAGCUACGUCGAUAUGAAGAAGACUAUUAUUGUCCUAACUAGCGAUCAUGGUUGGUCGCUGGGAGAAAACGGACUUUGGGCGAAAUACAGCAAUUUCGAUGUGGCUUUAAAAGUCCCGCUAAUAUUCAGCAUACCAAAAAUGGCACACAAAUCAUUAACCACUCCAGUGGAGCUAAUCGAUAUAUUCCCCACAUUGGUCGAUUUGGCCGGAUUACCGUACGUGCCGAAAUGCCCUAACGAUACAGAUAAGGUUAUUUUAUGCGUACAGGGAAAAAGUUUAUUGCAUUAUAUGAAUAGGUUUUCGGAAGGCGAUAAACAUAUUUCAUUCUCCAUUAGCCAAUACCCGAGGCCUGGAGAGUACCCAGUGAUUAAUUCGGACAAACCUCGUCUAAUGGAUAUAAACAUCAUGGGUUACAGUAUUAGAACAAACAGAUACAGAUACACAGAAUGGAUAUCGUUUAAUAAUAAGUUAUUUACACGCAAUUGGAAUAAAUUAUAUGGCGUAGAGUUGUACGAUCACAUUACAGACCCAGAUGAAUCAAAUAACGUAAAUACUAAUCCACAAUAUAAAUAUAUAAAAAUAUAUUUAUCUAAACUACUAAGAUCACAAAUAGAUCCAAAAUAACUUUGGUUUCUAAAUACUUGUGCGUUGCACAACAUAAUUAUUAAACUUAACAUACUAUAAUUCGGAUUUUGUCAAAAA